UUUGAUGGUCAUGUCAUCUUCGUCUUGUCUCCUCUUUGGUCGUCUUCUCAUUUUUAUUAUUUUCGCAAACAGUGAAGACAAACAAGAGGAGCGGUUUCGUUUUUCUUCUUCAGAUCUAAUUAGGGAGAGAGAGAGAGAGAGAGAGAGAGAGAGUGAUUGAGCUCACGACGGAGAAAAUGAGCGGCAACAAGAUCAUCGUCGGCGAUGAUGGUGGUAGGAGCAGUGUCGGAGUCAGGAAAAGCUCAAACGGGAUUUCUGAUAUCCCGUCUGGGUCGAAGAAGAUGGUUCAAAGUUUGAAAGAAAUUGUAAACUGCCCUGACGCUGAGAUCUAUGCUGUGCUCAAGGACUGUAACAUGGACCCUAACGAAGCCGUCACUCGCCUCCUCUCCCAAGAUCCUUUUCACGAGGUGACGAGCAAACAAGAAAAGAAGAAACAGAUUAGGGAUAUACAAGAUUCCCGGUCACGAGGCUAUAAUAACAAUUACAACCGUGGUAGUAGAGGUGGUUCUGAUCGUUAUACUGGACGGAGUGGAGCUACCCCUUUCACCUCUAGUGAGUCAGGAAGCGUCCAAGUAAAAACUACUAACAAGAGGGAGAGCGGUAUGCAGUCUUAUGCAGGUUCUUAUUCUUCUACAUCUGGCAUAUCGAGCCACCAUCAGAUACCACACAGUGAUUUUGUUGCUAAAGACAGUAAAACGCCAACUGUUACCUCGGGGGGUGAAUUAUCAUCAUUACAUUCUGUUACUGGACAUCAAACAGCAUGGUUUGGAGCUUCAGGUCAGCUGUCUAUGGCUGACAUUGUGAAGAUGGGUAGGCCUCAUAGCCAGACAAUAAACUCUCAGAAAAAUGUCGAUAUGCGUUCUGAGGUAAUUCAGGAGCAUGAAAUUGCUGCAAAUCAGUAUGUACCUCUGAAAGAUGAAUGGCCCUCAAUGGAGAAGCCAGUGGCUGCUAGCACUUCUUUUGUAUCAGUGGCACCAACUGAAGAGAUAUGCAAUGGUGCAGCAGAUUUACAAUCCAGUAGAAGAGAUCAACAUCCGAAGGGCCAGUUGGAAGACACACAUUCAGCAGAAAAUGGUCUCUUUGGGAAUCUUGGAAGAGAUCAUGUGCAACCUGACACUGUAGCUGGUGGAGCUGAGGUAGAUGACUCUGUAGUUUCAUCUGAGUAUGAUGAUAAUCCGCACAGAUACCAAACGCAGAACAACCCUGCUGAGCACCAGAAAGAUGAAGACGAAAUUUCGCCUGUUGUUGCCAACCUUCAAGACUUGAGCAUAGAGAACCAUGAUCAAUACACCUCUCAUGAUGAGGAUAGACCUGCUGUCGUGAUUCCAGAUCAUCUGCUAAUCCAUACAGAAGAGUGCUCACAGUUAAGCUUUGGAAGUUUUGGAGGCUUUGGAUCAAGGCCUCUGAGCAACAGCUUAGAAGAGGCUUCUAGUGUAGCUCCACAGAUUGAACGUGAUGAUGCUAGAAAUACCGAGUUCUAUGGAGAUGAACAUCUAGGAACCAUGUCCAAUGGACAUAUGGUCCAUGCGUCUUCUGCCAACAAUUAUGAUGAUUCCUCAGAAUCUAAGCAAGAGGUUUUGUUGCCAGAAAACCCUGAAACUGCUCACCAGGAGAACCAGUACUCGUUUGCCCAGCCGGGUCCAGAGUAUGCAUAUGAAAAUGUGAAGCAGCAGCUGGAUACUGCAUUUGAUGCUGCACAGACAAGCAUGACUAAUCAGAUGCAUAAUCUUGCUUCAUUAACAAAUGUGAUGCAAGGGUAUACAAACUCAAUUCCAAACACUCUAUUGGCACAGACAGCACAGAGUGCCAGGGAGCUUGAACAUCAGUAUUCCCCUUUCUCAGGCCUACAGUCUGUGCCGUCAAGAAGCAACGAUACCUCACUAGGUGGCCAAAGCAUUUCCAUGCCAGAGGCACUCAGAGGUGGACCAGCGCUUCCUCAACAGAUCGCAAUGAAUCCGUAUUCUCAGCCCACAUUGCCUCUGACUCACUAUGCCAACAUGAUCGGUUAUCCUAUGAUACCUCAGAGCUACCCAUACAUCCCAUCGGCUUUUCAGCAAGCAUAUGCUGGUAACAACUCAUAACACCCGUCACUAGCUGCUUUGCUUCCACAGUAUAAAAACAACACUUCCGCCAGUAAUUUGCCUCAGUCAACAACUACUACCCCUGCUUCCUCCUCUACCUAUAUGUUUGGGAACUCGAGCAAUGUUGAAACUGGAAACUUCCUUCUUAACCAACAACAACAGGCCGCUCCUUCUGGGGCAACACUUAGUUAUGAAGACGUCCUGAGUCUACAGUACAAACAAAACAACUAUCUAUUGUCACUUCAGCAGCAGCAACAACAGCAGCUACAACAACAACAGCAGCAGCAGCAACAGCAACAGCAGCAGCAGCAUCAACAACAGAACGAAAAUUUACCUAUGUGGCUUCAUGGACCUGGCUCUCAAACCAUGUCGGGCGUCGCGGGCAACACGUACUAUAACCUUCAAGCACAACAACAAAGUCAGCAGGUUCGCCAAGCUCAACAACAAGAGCAGCAGCAGUAUGGAUUGCUCGGUUACCCGAACUACUAUCAGUCACAAACCGGAAUAUCAAUAGAGCACCAACAGCAAAACCCUAGAGAAGGUGGCUCGCAAGGUCAGCCCUCAAAGCAAGCCCAGCAGCAGCAACAGCACUGGAAAAACUCUUACUAGGGUGGUUUUGGUUGUCUCAGGCUCAUCGUUUGGUUACUGAUCAUGUAGCCAUAGCUAUAAAAGCUGAUAACCAGUUAAAUAGGUUAUCGGUUAUUAUUGUGUAGGCUGAAGCAGAUAAAGGAUGGAUCUUCAUCAAGUCAUUGUGAGUGUAUUUAUCAUCUGUUAACUUAGGGAAAACUCUAAUUUGGAUCAAUUCAACUUAAGACCAAAGAAAAAAGCACCAGUUCAUGUCUCUUAAAGCUUUGCCUCUGUGCUCCACCUUGUAUAUAGUACUUUGCUUUCCAUUUAAGUAGGUUUCAACUAUU
Messenger RNA from Camelina sativa (false flax), 2995 nucleotides. Lineage: Eukaryota; Viridiplantae; Streptophyta; Magnoliopsida; Brassicales; Brassicaceae. The record is from RefSeq and is a predicted model, not a curated record.